Molecule: messenger RNA, 2182 nt
Organism: Strigops habroptila (Kakapo)
Lineage: Eukaryota; Metazoa; Chordata; Aves; Psittaciformes; Psittacidae
Gene: CPTP
Product: ceramide-1-phosphate transfer protein
Exons: 2
Coding region: 125-766 (213 amino acids)
Biological process (GO): intermembrane lipid transfer; ceramide transport
Cellular component (GO): cytoplasm; cytosol; membrane
Molecular function (GO): ceramide 1-phosphate transfer activity; ceramide 1-phosphate binding
Source: RefSeq, a predicted model, not a curated record
CGCGGCCCCGCACCGGAGCGCUCGGCCCGGCCCGGCCCUCACCCCUUCGGGCCCUCACGGCGGCGCCGGGCCCGCUCCCCGCAGCGCAGGCGCGGCGCGGGCUCCGCCCCGCGGAGGGGCGGCCAUGGCGGCGCCGGCCGCGUUCAGCCUGCGGGAGGUGCUGGCCGCCUUCCAGGGGUGCGUGACGGAGCGGCGGGAGGUGCUGCUCGGGCCCUACCUGCGCGGCUGGCGGGGGCUCAUCCGGUUCCUGCAUAGCCUGGGCGCCAUCUUCUCCUUCGUCUCCAAGGACGCGGUGGCCAAGGUGCAGAUCAUGGAGGGGUACUGCGGCGGCGAGCAGCGGGAGCGGUACGUGUCGCUGCAGUCCAUGGUGGAGUACGAGCUGGCCAGCGGGCUGGUGGACCUGCACAAGCGCUCGGGCCGGCCCGACUCCGGGUGCCGCACGGUGCUGCGGCUCCACCGCGCCCUGCGCUGGCUGCAGCUCUUCCUGGAGGGGCUGAGGACGGGCCGGGAGGACUCGAGGACAUCCGUGAUCUGCACGGACUCGUACAACGCUUCGCUGGCCGCUUACCACCCCUGGGUCAUCCGCAAGGCCGCCACCGUGGCCUUCUGCGCGCUGCCGCCGCGGAACGCCUUCCUGGAGAUCAUGAACGUGGGCACGGCCGAGGACGCCGUGGCGAUGCUGGGGGAGGCAUUGCCCUACAUCUGCAACGUCUACAGCAUCACCCAGGAGCUCUUCGCGCACCACAAGCUGCUCGAUCUUCCCUAGGGAGGGAUGCUCGGGAGCCACGUCCCGACAGGAGGAGGGCGAACAGGGUGUUUUCACAGGCACACAGGGUCUGGUUCUCUGUGCGUGGUCACAUUCCCUUUCCUUUUCCAGUAUGGAGCUGGCAAAGCUAUUCAGGAUGCCUCACUUUAUAAGAGAAAAAUAUGCACCUACUUUUUUUUAUGUGUAUCUGUGUUGGCUCUACACUAAGAGAAACACAGUGUGCUUAUGGGAUCAUAGACUUACAGGAUAGUUUGGCGUGGAACAGACCUUAAAGAUCAUCUGGUUCCAACCCCCCUCAGUUCAAGUCUCCAGCGAGGCUGGGUUUGAUUCUUCUUUAAGCCAAACUGCAACUGCAGCAGCUUCUGUGCAUUCACACCAAUAGUUGGGCCCUUGUGUGGCGGCACAAGUGUCAGGUGUGGUGUCUGAACACACACAUUACAUCUCAGCACACGCUGCCAGUUCUGUUUACAAGCUGUUCCUUGAACAGAUCUGGGGGGUUUUGCCCCCUGUUUUGCUUUAACCUUGAAAAUAGAACCCUGAGCAAUGUGUGGCUGAAAGGAAGCGCUUUUCCAUGUGGUCACAGACUCAUUUGGUUACUGCUGCUAAUCCUGUGUUCCCUAGAACUGAAGGAGGAAACGGUGCUGUGUGUCAUUACUGUGAGAGACUGUUCCUCCUUUGUGCAUGGAUGCAUUAAGCAGGACCUUCUGUGUAGCUUCCCCUGCUCAUUCAUCUCUGCUUUGUGCACCUUGGGAUAUAGAACAGCUUUUACUACGUACUGCACAAUCCUGUCCAGCCAGCCAUGCUCCUGAAUUGUGCUCUCAUUAAUUUUGUUUAAUGAAUGUGUCAAACGCUCACAAAAAUGACUUCUCUGCCUGUCUGGGGAGAAAUCCAAACUUGUACUGUGAGUCACUGCUCUGCGGGGCUUCUAUUGCAAAUCACUGUAUGUAAUAGCCAGUGCGUGUGUGUUCACAGACACACACGCCCUAAGUGUGUAAAAUGGAGUUUACUUGAGCUUUCUGAAAGCUGGAAAUGCACUACACUGUUAGUUCAGGAUGUCAUGAUUAUUUGGGGGAGGAGGGAGAAGAUCACAUGAUUUGAUUGUAUCUCAGUAGAGGCAUUUUGGCCUGAUGGAACACUACAGGAUUCAGGAAAUCACUGUUACCUCAUGGAGAUUAAUCUAACUGGACAUUAAAUUAUGUGAAUUAUAACGUGCUUCUGCAGAGUAUCCUUCCUAGGAGCUGGGGUUGUGGUGUUGGAAGGAGCAUGACUUGGUGUUACCUAUUCAUGCCUUGUCUUUCACUAGCAAAGUCUGUUCAUUUCGUGGCCAGAUGUGAAACCAGCCAUCAGGAAUAACCCAGAUGAAGUUAGAUGCUGUGUGCUGAGCUCCUGUUCUGACAGCUCACAUCUGCCAACACU